UUCACAUCAUUUUUCAAAUACAAACAAUUCCUGUUUCCAAAAACCGAUUGGGCACUUCCUGCUUCGAAUAUUGUUAUUUAUAUAUUUCAAUACUCUGGCACCCGACAACAUGAAUCCUCCCACUGUGGACAAGGAGACCGCGGAGAAGAUUCGCCACCACCUAAGCAAGGAGGAGCUGGAGCGUCAGAUGCACAGCAUUCAUGGUCAGGGUGACUCACAGGAGGUCAGAGGUCGGAAUUCCGGUAACAGUAGCAACUCGCAGGCUUCCGGAAGCGGUAAUACCGCCGAGACCGAUGGAGCCCGCCAGGAAUCGUGGAUUUUCGAGAACGUUGGAGGCUACUAUAUGCCCAUCGAGGAUGUGUCCAAGGUCUCUCUGGCCCCGCAGGAGCAGCUGCUGAUGCGGAACCUGAUCUACGCCUUCUCAGGAGUUCCAUCCUCGUACAUCACGCCGGAUAUUCCAGCCGAUAAGAUCGCAGAGAUGACGGCGGUGGAGAUAGCCAAGGUGCGUUUCCGCGUGGACGAUGCAUUCAACGGAGCCUUUCGGUCGCUGACCAGCAAUGUGCUGCCCCUGAUCGGGUACUACAUCUGUGUGCAGAGCUUCAUCGAGGAGACCAACAUGACCCCUAACUGUAGCCGAACCCGCCUGGCCCUGGCCACAGCCCUCAGUGAUCAGAUGGAGGACUACUACAAGCUGCAGUCGAAGUUGGAGACGGAUCUGAACGACCAGAAGUUAAACCUCAAGGAGCUGGUGCGACAGGUGCGCCCUUGGCUGGCCAGCCUCAAGGUGUUCGCCAGCAUGGCCUGUAGCUCCCGGGACUCGCUGAACAGUGCCCAGCUACUGACUCUGCUGGACGAGUUCUCCAAGGAGCAAAGGGUCACCUCACCGGAUCUCAAAGAACGGGUUGCCCAGAUCAUGGCCAAAGUUACUUAUACCUACAUGAAGAUAGUCCAGUUGUGGACCCAAAAGGGCAUUCUCUACGACGCACAGCACGAGUUCUUCGUGGAGGACACCGAGCGCUCCAAUGCAAUGAGCAGCACGCUGUUGGCUCCGGAGCAGUGUUGCCACGCCUACUGGUCAGAUCGGUACAACCUGAUUCCCGACCGUCUGCCCUCCUUCCUGCUGGACCAGGCUCAGAAGAUUUUCCUGGCCGGGAAGUACCUGAACAUACUGCGCCAGUGCAACGUGACGAUGAAGCUGCUGCAGAAGCCGCUGAGCUAUGUUCCCAGGGAGACGGGCCACUUGGAGAUUAUCCAGGAAAGUUACCAGCUGCCAGCUGGUAAGCUUUUGGAGGUGAUAAAGGAAAAGCACCUUGGCGCGCACCUGCGCAAUAUACGCGCAUAUUUUCUGCUGCAAAUGAAUGGCUUUGCCGAGACCCUGCUGGACAAAUGCCAGGAGCAGCUCCAGUGCAAUGUGGACACAUUGAUUCCCGAGAAGUUACAGAACCUGCUGUCGGAGUCCCUUCAGAAGUUCAAUGAUCCCUUCAAGGGGAUGCUGCGCUGCCAGCUAAAAGCCUGCGACGUGGCCACCCAGCUGGCCAGGGGACAAACCGAAAUGGAGGAUGAGGUCCCCGAUGUUCUUCGCCUGUACGGCUACGAGUCCUUGGCCCUGCGCUACGAGACCAAGUGGCCGCUGAGCCUUGUGCUCCACUCUCAGGUGCUGGAGCAGAUGCAAGUCAUCCAGCGUGUCCUGCUCUUCCUGCGCUACGUGCACCGCACCCUGACCCUUUUGUGGCAGUCGCCCGCCGACGGUGCUGCUCUCAAGAAAACGGACCAGUCUGGGGAGCUUCGCCAGCGCAUGAUGCUGUGCAUUCUGAACCUGGAGCAGCACAUUACCGUAGACAUAGCAGAGCCACGAUGGCAGUCGCUGCUUCAAACGGUGGACAAGGCCCAGAAUAUAGACGAGGUGCUGACCAAGUUCGAGGACACCGUGGAAGAGUGCCUGAACCUGGGUCUACUCUCUUCUGCCAACACAUUUGUGGCAAGUCUCUUCACCCUUGGUCACAUAUGCCUUAACUUCUGCGGCUUCGUGGAGUCUCCGCCGGUGGCCAGCAGCAGCGAGCAGUUUGACCAGGUCAUCAGGGAGUACGAGGAGGAAUUUAGUAGCUUUAUGACCACCAUCCUGGAAUUGGUGAAGCAGCUGGGCAGUCCCAGUGGCCAGGAGGGCGAGCGACAAUCCUGCAAGCAGCUGCUCCAACGCCUCGAGGACUACACUAAAAAGGUAGAGGGGCUGCCCAACUAGGGAAGGUGCAGUUCCAAAAGAAUAGAUAUAACAUACUAGUCACACUCGUUUUGUUUUCCGUGUUUUGGCUCAGAAGCGUGUCCAGCGUUCCAGCCAAAUCAGCCAUGCCCGCAAAUGCCCAGCAAAACUUUAAAUGAGCCGUGAAAUCCAUGAAGCAAGGCUGGGCUUACACUACACUGUAAAAAUUGGGCUUUGGACACUGGAUGAUAGAGCUAUGAGCCAAAAAUAAAUGUAAUUUUCGUUUAAAAAAAAUAUAAAUAAAGUAAUGUAAAAACUUAAAAAUA
Molecule: messenger RNA, 2523 nt
Organism: Drosophila kikkawai
Lineage: Eukaryota; Metazoa; Arthropoda; Insecta; Diptera; Drosophilidae
Gene: t-Grip84
Product: testis-specific gamma-tubulin ring protein 84
Biological process (GO): spindle assembly; meiotic cell cycle; mitotic cell cycle
Cellular component (GO): spindle pole; equatorial microtubule organizing center; gamma-tubulin complex
Molecular function (GO): gamma-tubulin binding; microtubule minus-end binding
Source: RefSeq, a predicted model, not a curated record